AUGUCCACUGAAUUGAACGUUCAAGCUGAAAGAGCUUUCCAAAAGGUUAACAGACGUACUAAGAGAUGGUACAAGAAUGUUGGUUUGGGUUUCAAGACUCCAAAAGAAGCCAUUGAAGGUCAUUACAUUGACAAGAAAUGUCCAUUUGUUGGUGAUAUUUCUAUCCGUGGUAAGAUUUUGACCGGUACUGUUGUUUCUACCAAAAUGCAUCGUACUAUUGUCAUCAGAAGAGACUACUUGCACUACGUUCCAAAGUACAACAGAUACGAAAAAAGACACAAGAACGUUCCAGUCCACGUUUCUCCUGCUUUCCGUGUUCAAAUUGGUGAUAUCGUUACUGUUGGCCAAUGUAGACCAGUCUCUAAGACCGUUAGAUUCAAUGUUUUGAAGGUUGCUGCUGCCUCUGGUAAAGCCAACAAGAAAUUCUCUAAGUUUUAA
Messenger RNA from Saccharomycodes ludwigii, 438 nucleotides. RefSeq names its product 40S ribosomal protein uS17. The transcript is spliced from 2 exons. The record is from RefSeq and is a predicted model, not a curated record. Lineage: Eukaryota; Fungi; Ascomycota; Saccharomycetes; Saccharomycodales; Saccharomycodaceae. The coding region runs from base 1 to 438 and encodes 145 amino acids. Gene Ontology annotation, cellular component: ribosome; cytosolic small ribosomal subunit. Gene Ontology annotation, biological process: translation. Gene Ontology annotation, molecular function: structural constituent of ribosome.